Messenger RNA from Gastrolobium bilobum, 1725 nucleotides. RefSeq names its product probable pectinesterase/pectinesterase inhibitor 21. Bases 1 to 1725 code for a protein of 574 amino acids. Gene Ontology annotation, molecular function: pectinesterase activity; pectinesterase inhibitor activity. NCBI's taxonomy places the organism in Eukaryota, Viridiplantae, Streptophyta, Magnoliopsida, Fabales, Fabaceae. Gene Ontology annotation, biological process: cell wall modification. The record is from RefSeq and is a predicted model, not a curated record. The transcript is spliced from 2 exons.
AUGUCUGGGGGAGAAGGAAACAAGGGAAGGAGAAUCGCCGUUAUUGGCGUCUCUAGCUUGUUACUUGUGGCUAUGGUGGUAGCCGUGGCAGUUCAAAAUGGUUCGAACGAUGACAGCAAGAAGAGCAGCCACGUGGCUUCCAAUAUGAAAGCAGUCAAAACCCUUUGCCAUCCCGCUGAAUACAAGGAAGAAUGCGAGGAAACUCUUAUUGAAUAUUCUGCUGGCAACACCACUGACCCAAAAGAACUCAUUAAAAUUGCCUUCAACGUAACCAUUUCCAAAAUUGGUGAUAAACUCAAGGAAACAGAUCUCUUGCAUGAAGUUGAGAAGGAUCCAAGAACCAAGUUGGCACUUGACACAUGCAAGCAACUCAUGGAUCUUUCAAUUGGGGAGUUAACGAGGUCACUUGAAGGAUUAGGCGAAUUUGAUCUCAUUAAAAUGGACAAAAUUCUAACCAAUUUAAAGGUUUGGUUAAGUGGUGCAAUUACAUACCAAGAUACUUGCUUGGAUGGGUUCGAGAACACUACUAGCGAAGCUGGUUCAAAGAUGAAGGAACUUCUAACCACAAGCAUGCACAUGAGCAGCAAUGCCCUUUCCAUCAUCACCGAAUUUGCCGAUACUUUCUCCAAUUUGAAUGUCACCAAAUUAUUUGGUCGUCGCCAGCUCCUUCAGGAUUCUGAGGUUCCCUCUUGGGUUGAUCAUCGUAGAUUCCUUCAUGCCGUUUCAUUCAAACACAAGCCUAAUGUCACCGUAGCCCUUGAUGGAAGUGGGGAUUUCAAGAGCAUCAACGAGUCAUUGCAAAAGGUCCCCGAAAAUAACCGACAGCCAUUCGUGAUCUACAUCAAGGAGGGUGUUUAUCAUGAGUACGUUGAAGUUACCAAGAAAAUGGAACAUGUUGUGUUUAUCGGUGAUGGUGGCAAAAAGACACGAAUCACUGGCAACAAAAACUUCAUCGAUGGCAUUAACACCUAUAGAACCGCCACUGUUGCUAUCCAAGGAGAUUACUUUGUGGCCAUCAAUAUGGGGUUUGAGAACAGCGCUGGUCCAGAAAAGCAUCAAGCAGUGGCAUUGAGGGUUCAAGGAGACAAGUCUAUCUUCUACAAUUGCUCAAUGGAUGGGUACCAAGACACACUUUAUGUACACACCAUGCGUCAGUUCUACAGGGAUUGCACCAUUUCAGGAACAAUAGACUUCGUGUUUGGAAAUGCUCUAUCAGUAUUCCAAAACUGCACAUUCGUGGUAAGAAAGCCAAUGAAGAACCAACAAUGCAUAGUGACUGCACAAGGGAGGAAGGAACUGCAACAACCAUCAGGAAUAGUGAUCCAAGGUGGUUCCAUUGUGUCAGACCCUGUGUUCUACCCAGUGAGGUUCGACCACAAGUCAUUCCUAGCACGUCCAUGGAAGAAUUUCUCAAGGACAGUGAUAAUGGACACUUUCAUUGAUGAUUUGAUUCAUUCUGAUGGGUAUUUGCCAUGGCAAACAGAAGAGGGUGCUUCAGGAAUGGACACUUGCUUUUAUGCCGAAUACCACAACACUGGCCCUGGUUCUGACAAAUCAAAGCGUGUACAUUGGGCUGGAAUCUGGAACCUUAAUUCUAAAGCUGCUCAUUGGUUCUCACCAGCUAAGUUCUUUCAUGGACAUGAUUGGAUUGAGGUUACUGGAAUCCCUUUCUUCGCUGGCAUCCCAGAGCACCACAGACACAAGAAGACAUUGCUUAAUUGGUAA